AUGGACGCCAACGGCCCGGAGGUCUGGUACGCGUCGUUGCCGCGCAUCACGCGCAUGAUAAUCACGCUAUCGUUCGCGCUGACGCUGAUUACGACGUUCAACAUAGUCUCGCCGCACUCCCUGCUGCUCGACUGGCAAAUCAUCCGCUUCAAGUAUGAAGUGCACCGGAUUCUCUUGGGAUGCUUGUACGCGGGACCAUUCUCGCUGCGGUGGGUCUUUCACACGUACAUGUUCUCCCAGUUUUCGUCAAUGCUCGAGCGCAAUCCAGUGUUUGCCUCUUCGGUUGGCGCAUACCUCUACUUCGUGGUGAUCCAGAUCCUGCUGGUCUCGCUGUUCAGCCUGCUGAUAUACUGGCCGACCGGAUACCCCAUGCUCUGUGAGGCACUUUUGUUCGCGAUCGUGUACUACUGGUCGAAGCGCGACAUGUGGAACUCCGUCUCCAUAUACAUCUUCACGGUAAAGGCCUACCAGCUGCCAUUCGCGAUGCUCUUCUUCAACUUCAUCAUGGGCGCACCGAUGGUCGUAAACAUAAUCGGGCUCAUCUCCGGACACACCUACUACCUGAUGCGCGAGGUGCUGCCCUCAAAGGGGUUCCCCAACCUUCUUUCUGUCUGCCCGCGUUGCUUCGACUACAUGGCCAAGAAGAUGGAGAACCUACUCGACUUCCGCAGGGUCGACACCUACAGCGGCCCCGGCUCAUACGCGUACACUCCGGCUGCACGCCAGCAGCAGCCGCACGUCGGGUUCAUCGGUCGUGGCGUCCGGCUCGGGUCCUCAUAA
Babesia bigemina is the source of this 780-nucleotide messenger RNA. RefSeq names its product Der1-like family protein, putative. The transcript has a single exon. Gene Ontology annotation, molecular function: ubiquitin-specific protease binding; misfolded protein binding. Gene Ontology annotation, cellular component: Hrd1p ubiquitin ligase ERAD-L complex; endoplasmic reticulum membrane. The coding region runs from base 1 to 780 and encodes 259 amino acids. Lineage: Eukaryota; Apicomplexa; Aconoidasida; Piroplasmida; Babesiidae. Gene Ontology annotation, biological process: endoplasmic reticulum unfolded protein response. The record is from RefSeq and is a predicted model, not a curated record.